This is a messenger RNA of Condylostylus longicornis, 5894 nucleotides long. RefSeq names its product serine-rich adhesin for platelets (gene Mur89F). Gene Ontology annotation, molecular function: chitin binding. The record is from RefSeq and is a predicted model, not a curated record. The coding region runs from base 1 to 5751 and encodes 1916 amino acids. NCBI's taxonomy places the organism in Eukaryota, Metazoa, Arthropoda, Insecta, Diptera, Dolichopodidae. The transcript has 4 exons. Gene Ontology annotation, cellular component: extracellular region.
AUGCGUUCACCAAAAACUCAACAUCCGAAAUUUGAUGCCAUCACAUCACCCACGUUAUUAUAUGCAAUACCAUUACAUCACCCCCCACAUUCCAAUUUCUUUUGUCCAGAUGAAGGAUUGUUUGCUGACGAUUACGAAUGUCAGUUGUUUUAUAGAUGUGAAUUAAGAUCAAAUCAGCGCCUUAAGUCAUAUUCUUUCAAAUGCAGAGAUGAUUUAGUUUUUUCCAGAACUUUAAAGAUUUGCGUACCAGCAAUUAUUUCUGGCCGAGACGAAUGUAUUGAAUCAAUGAAUGAAAUAGACAGUCCCAUUAAUCAAAACUUAGUAACAGACCAGAGUACAUUGGAAACAAAUCUUCGAUCGCAUCAAGGUAAUAGUGGAUUAAAUGGUAUACGUAUUGUGUCUGUUUUAACAUCAUCACCACGCGCACGCAAUAAUGAUGGCGGUUUAAGAUCAAAUGAUUGCCAACAGGAAGGCUUUAUGAAAGAUCCCGAUGAUUGUACAAAAUUUUAUCGUUGCAUUGACAGUGGAAGAGGCUUGAUGAAAGUAACGUUUCAAUGCGCUGAAGGAACCGCAUGGGAUGAAACAUUAUUAACAUGUAACCAUAUUGGGGCUGUUCCCGGUUGUCUACACAAAAACACUUUAUCUGAUGAAACCACCACCACAAACUCAUCUUCGUCUAGUUCCAGUUCCAGUUCGACCUCUUCAAGCUCUUCGUCAACUGAAAGCUCUUCGAGUUCCUCACAGACGACAUCCAAUUCUGGAACUACUACUUCUCAAUCAACUACGUCAAGUAGUUCUUCACAAAUGAGUAGUAGUUCUUCUAAUCAGUCAUCCUCUUCAUCUAACAGCACGACAACUAGUACAACUAACAACAAUAAUAAUAAUAAUCAAGGCUCCUCCAACAAUCAAGGGUCUUCUAAUAAUCAAAACUCUUCAAGUAACCAAAGCUCAUCGUCCAAUCAAGGGUCCUCUAGCAAUCAAGGCUCUUCAAAUAAUCAAGGUUCUUCGAACAAUCAAGGUUCUUCCAAUAAUCAGGGUUCAUCGAGUAAUCAAGGUUCUUCAUCCAACCAAGGCUCUUCGUCUAACCAAGGUUCAUCCUCAUCCAAUCAAGGGUCUUCAAACAAUCAAGGUUCUUCGAACAAUCAAGGUUCUUCCAAUAAUCAGGGUUCAUCAAGUAACCAAGGCUCAUCAAGCAAUCAAAGUUCUUCGUCUAAUCAAGGUUCCUCUAGUAAUCAAGGCUCUUCUGAUAACCAAGGUUCAUCGGCAAAUCAAGGGUCAUCAACCAAUCAGGGCACAUCAAAUAAUCAAGGUUCAUCUGCCAAUCAGGGUUCUUCAAAUAAUCAAGGUUCGUCGUCUAAUCAAGGUUCAUCGACUAAUCAAGGAUCUUCAGCUAACCAAGGCUCAUCAAAUAAUCAAGGAUCAUCUAGUAGUCAGGGUUCCACUGUUAAUCAAGGUUCGGCAAGCAAUCAAGGUUCAUCCAGUAAUCAAGGAUCGUCCAGCAACCAAGGCUCGUCAAAUAACCCGUCUUCCGCAAGUAAUCAAAAUACUAAUCAAGAAUGUACUUCAGAAGGAUACUUGCCUCACCCAACCGACUGUACUAAAUUUCUCAGAUGUGUCGACAAUGGUCAAGGAGGAUACACCAAAUAUGAGUUUACUUGCGGCCCUGGAACAGUCUGGGAUAAAAGAAGUCAAACAUGCAACCAUCCACAUGCUGUCGACGAUGAAAAAUGUGGUGGAAAGCAAGAUUCCUCAAACAAUCAGGAAGUCCCUAACAAUCAAGGCUCAUCCGCCAAUCAGGGUUCGUCGAGUAAUCAAGGGUCAUCUAGUAAUCAAGGAUCGUCUAGUAAUCAAGGGUCUUCGUCUAACCAAGGAUCAUCUAGUAAUCAGGGAUCUUCUAAUAACCAGGGAUCAUCAAAUAAUCAAGGUUCUUCAAGUAACCAAGGUUCAUCCAGUAAUCAAGGCUCAUCUAAUAAUCAGGGAUCAUCCAGUAAUCAGGGUACUUCAAGUAAUCAAGGUUCAUCAAGUAAUCAAGGCUCUUCUAGUAAUCAAGGAUCAUCUACUAAUCAAGGAUCAUCUAAUAAUCAGGGAUCGUCCAGUAAUCAAGAGUCUUCAAGCAAUCAAGGUUCGUCAAACAACCAAGGAUCAUCCAGUAACCAAGGUUCAUCCAGUAACCAGGGUUCGUCUAAUAAUCAGGGAUCGUCUAAUAAUCAAGGUUCAUCCAGUAAUCAGGGUUCGGCAAGUAACCAAGGUUCAGCCAGUAAUCAAGGCUCGUCUAGUAACCAGGGAUCGUCUAAUAGUCAGGGAUCAUCUAGUAAUCAGGGAUCAUCUAGUAAUCAGGGUUCGUCAAGUAACCAAGGUUCAACCAGUAAUCAAGGCUCAUCUAGUAACCAGGGAUCGUCUAAUAAUCAGGGAUCAUCCAGCAAUCAGGGAUCAUCCAGUAAUCAGGGUUCGUCAAGUAACCAAGGUUCAUCCAGUAACCAAGGUUCAUCUGGUAAUCAGGGAUCGUCUAAUAAUCAAGGGUCUUCGAGUAAUCAAGGUUCAUCGAACAAUCAGGGCUCAUCCAGUAACCAAGGUUCGUCUAAUAAUCAAGGCUCUUCAAGUAAUCAAGGAUCUUCCAGCAAUCAGGGGUCGUCUAAUAAUCAAGGAUCAUCAAAUAAUCAAGGCUCAUCUAAUAAUCAAGGGUCUUCGAGUAAUCAAGGUUCAUCGAACAAUCAGGGCUCAUCCAGUAACCAAGGUUCGUCUAAUAAUCAAGGCUCUUCAAGUAAUCAAGGAUCUUCCAGCAAUCAGGGAUCGUCUAAUAAUCAAGGAUCAUCAAAUAAUCAAGGCUCAUCUAAUAAUCAAGGCUCAUCCAGUAAUCAAGGCUCCUCAAACAACCAAGGUUCGUCUAACAACCAAGGUUCGUCUAAUAAUCAAGGCUCUUCCAGUAAUCAAGGAUCUUCCAGCAAUCAAGGUUCAUCAAGCAAUCAAGUUUCGUCUAAUAACCAAGGUUCGUCUGAUAAUCAGGGCUCCUCCAGUAACCAAGGAUCUUCCAGCAACCAAAGUUCAUCUAGUAAUCAAGGAACUUCUGACAAUCAAGGUGAAAAACCCCCUUGUGAAAACAAUAACAAGCCUGAAGCAGUUUCUAAUAUCCCAGCAGGAUCUAAUGGAAAAUGCGAAAGGGAAGGCUUCGCUGGUGAUGAAAGCGAUUGUAGAAAGUUUUAUAGAUGUGUUUCCAAUGACAAAGGCGGCUUUACCAAAUACGAUUAUUUAUGCCCAGAAAGCACCGUGUGGGAUCAAUCAAUUACAACUUGCAAUUACCCUAAUGCUGUUAGUGGCAAAUGUGGCACAGACUCGCAAACCAUAAGCUCAACAGAAUCAAAUACAACUCCAACAACCGUGUCUUCCUCUAGUACAACAAUAAAGCCAACUGAAGCCUCCCAAAUCUCAACCACACAACCCCCACAGGGUUCUAGCACAAGUCAACCACAUGUUUCUAGUACCCAAAAUCCAUCAACAACGCCUAUCCCGGCCGGAUCAAAUGGAAAAUGUGAACGCGAGGGAUUUAUGGGUGACGAAGAUAAUUGCGAAAAGUUUUCUAGAUGCGUGAGUGACGGUAAGGGUGGAUUUACAAAAUACGAGUUCGCUUGUGGUCCUGGAACAGUAUGGGAUCAGGAAUUGCAAACUUGCAAUUAUCCCGAAAAUUUAAAAGAUGGAAAAUGUAAAAAUUUUAUCAGUGUAAGCAAUACAACUACCACUGAACAUCCAAGUUCGUCGCCAAAGCCCAGUUCAACAUCAUCACCAGCUCAACAAUCAACAGGAAAACCUACCACAGAAAGCACGACAAUUACUCCAUCUUCUUCAACCACGUCGACUACAGAACAAGCACAACCACAAACAACAGAAAAACCAACAGAAGAAUCAAACUCAAGUACCGCAUCUCCAACUCAGUCUGAUGGAAAGAAAUGUGAGAAAGAGGGCUUCAUGGGUGAUGAAAAAGAUUGUAAAAAAUUUUACAGGUGCGUCGAUAACGGGCAAGGAGGCUUUAUAAAAUAUGAAUUUACAUGUGGCGAAAAUACUGUAUGGGAUGAAAGCAUUUUAGGAUGUAACCAUCCAUGGGCUGUUAAUUCGAAAUGUGGCACUUCUCAAUCAUUAAAUUCUAGCACUAGUCAACAACCUCCAACUGAGAAUCAAGUAACAACUGAAGCUCAACAAAGUCCAGUAACAGAACCAACUACGCAAGCUCAAACAACGACGCAAGGAACUAUUCCAACUACAACACAGAUUCAAACAACAGGUGAGCCUUCAACUCAAACUACACAACAAUCAACAAGUGAAAUAACGACACAGCCUACAACACAAUUUCAAACUAGUACUCAGCCUGCAAGCCAAACGACAACUGAAAUCACAGAGCAACCCACUACCCAAUCAACAACACAGUCUUCAACGCAACCGACAACACAAUCAGUAACAGAAACGACAACUCAAGUCACAGAACAACCUUCGACUCAACCAACAACCCAGUCUGUAACACAACCGGCAACGCAGUCAGUGACGGAAACCAACACACAAUUGACAACUCAUCCAACUACUCAAACAUCAAUUCAAACUACGAAUCAACCAACCUCAUCAAUACCUACCGAAAGCACCACAAUUGAGUCUACAACAUCUGUAACAGAGACUACAACAAACGUUCCUUCAAACCCGCCAGGAAAAGUAUGCCUUAACGAAGGUUAUAUGGCAGAUCCGGAUGACUGUACCAAAUUUUACCGUUGUGUAAAAAAUAACGAUAAAUUAGACCGCUAUGAAUUUACUUGUGGCGAAGGAACUGCUUGGGAUGAAAGUUUAAACACAUGCAAUCACAGGGAUAAAAUCGAACGAUGCAAUGGCCAAACGACGCAAACUCCAACGUCAACUACACAAAGUUCUAGCGAAAGUACAACAAUAAUUUCAACAGCCUCUCCCACAGAUCAAACGACAAUAAUGCAUACAACUGAAGCAACGACUGUUCCUACAACAGUUCAAACAACUUCGGCACCAGCACCGGCAACAACAUCAGUACCGUCGACUGAAUCAACAAUAAAACCAACCGAAGCAUCAACUACUAUUGAAAGCGUAGCAGAAAAUACAACAGAACAACAAUCAUCAACAACUGAACCAUCGUCAACAGAAGGUACUACCCAAGACCCGUUAACAACAACAACAACAUCAAGUGGUACCGGAGCAGAACCCUGUCCAGUUACAAACAGUAAUCAAGCCCUCUUUGUUUGUCCAACCGGAUUCAGACGACAUCCUCAAGAUUGCAAUAUGUUCUAUCAAUGCUCAAACAAACCUGACAGUACAGAUUUAAGUAUUAUAACAUUUAAGUGUCCAGCUGAGAACGUUUACAACGAAAAAGAGAUGAAAUGUACAAGUCCAAAUGAAGCUCCUGCAUGUAGCUCUACGCAAUCGUCUACUUUACGUUCAUCUUUUGAUAUGUUAUUGAGAAAAAAACUUUAUCAGUCUGGCGAAACAUUCUGCCCUUAUGAAGGACAUUUCCCUGUUAACAACGAAGAAUGUGGUUCGAUGUUUGUUAAGUGCUCAUCAACACUAGAUUCAGAUAAUAUGGAACCACAAAUAUUUAGAUGUCCGAGAGGUUUCGCUUAUUGGUCCGUUAGUAGACGAUGUGAGAAAGUUGAAAAAUUGCCAAAUUGUCGGUCAAUGAAAUACGAUCAAAAUAGUUCAGUACCAAUCGAAUGGAUAAAUGUCGGAAAACGACGUAGUCUUAAUAUUUAAAAAAUAAUUAGUUAAGAUUAAUUUAAGAUCAUAAAUUAAAUGUAUUUUUCAUUUUAUUAAUGAGCCCUAGUCGUUGAAGGCUUAUAUUAAUCUUCAGCUAUUAGUCUCCAGUAUUUUUAAGCAAAAGCCUUACAGUAAAUGGU